CGGGGGUGUUUGGCAACAAAACAGUAAAAAACUUUACCGAUUUGUUCGCUGAAGUUUGCCUACCUCCGUGGGCGGGUUGGGGGUGGGGAGGUGGUCCGCUGAUGACCUCACGGUAGAAUGUGGCAGAGCGUCGGCUCUACGAUUCUGAUUGGCCACCCGUGUCCCAGCGGCACUUCAAAGCCGGAGAGGAGCUACAAUUGUGGUGGAAUGGGCGGAACAGAUCAUUGUAUUGCACACCUCUAAAAAAACACUGCUCUGAUUUAUAAAUAUAAAAAGAUCCUCUGAGGAGGGCACUUUUUGUGAUGGCAACUUCACUUCUAGGGGAAGAGCCGAGGUUAGGAUCGACUCCAUUAGCCAUGCUAGCUGCUACCUGUAAUAAAAUCGGCAGUCCAAGCCCUUCGCCAUCCUCUAUUUCGGAUAGCUCCUCGACCUUUGGAAAAGGCUUUCAUCCCUGGAAGAGAUCCACCGCAAGCAGUUGCAACUUGGGCUCCGCUCUGUCUACGUUUGGCGUUUCUGGCGCGUCUCGCAAUGGAGCGGGGCUCACUGAUUCUUUCAGUGCUAAUAGCUCAUCUGGAUCCAGUGCCUUUUCCUUGACUUCUAGCAGCACUACCAACACUCCCUUUGGGAAUGAGUACUCUGUUUUUCAGGCGACCGUUUCCAAUAAUUCACAAGACGCCGGCCACCAACCUGUUUUUAUUUCCAAGGUACACACUUCAGUGGAUGGCCUGCAAGGUAUAUAUCCGCGGAUGAGCGUGGCGCAUCCGUAUGAGUCCUGGUUUAAAUCUUCUCACCCAGGUAUACCAACCGGAGAUGUGAGUACCACUGGCGCUUCCACUUGGUGGGACGUCGGUGCGGGCUGGAUUGACGUGCAGAAUCCAAAUGGAGCGGCGCUGCAGACAUCCUUGCACUCCGGCGGGCUCCAGACAUCUCUGCACUCUCCUCUGGGAGGUUACAAUUCUGAUUACUCAGGCUUGAGCCACUCUGCUUUCAGCACCAGCGCUUCUCCUCAUCUCCUUACUACGGGGCAGCAUCUGAUGGACGGAUUUAAGCCCGUUUUACCAGCCUCAUACCCAGACUCGAGCCCGUCACCUCUAGCAGGCGCUGGGGGCACUAUGCUAGGAGGAGGUCACACAGCCACCUUGGCUGGGUCUCCACGUUCUUCAGCUCGCAGAUAUUCGGGAAGAGCCACCUGCGAUUGUCCAAACUGCCAAGAGGCUGAAAGACUGGGGCCAGCCGGGGCCAGCCUGCGCCGGAAGGGGCUGCACAGCUGUCACAUCCCUGGUUGUGGAAAAGUGUACGGAAAAACAUCCCACCUCAAAGCCCAUUUAAGAUGGCACACGGGGGAGAGACCUUUCGUCUGCAAUUGGCUUUUUUGCGGCAAACGCUUCACGAGGUCCGACGAGCUGCAGCGGCACUUGCGCACACACACCGGCGAGAAAAGAUUUGCCUGUCCAGUGUGUAAUAAGCGCUUCAUGAGAAGCGACCACUUGAGCAAACACGUUAAAACCCAUAGCGCCGGAGGAGGUUCGGCGGGCUCAAGCUCCGGGGGAAGUGGGGGCAAAAAGGGGAGCGAUACAGAUAGCGAGCGCAGCACCCCAGGCAGCCCACAUUGCCACUCCCCAGACCUUAUACAGCCCCCGGAGGGAACGGUGAUGAAUGGCCACAGCAGCUCAAUCGAGUGAAACCCUGAACAGUCGUAAAUACGAGACGCACCACCCAAAUUAUUCCUGUAUAAAUUGUAAAUGUUAUAUCCACGGACUGUCUGUUGUGGAUUGUCACAGAGAAGCGAAGAGAAACUUUUACCAAGUCCCUCAAACUGUCAAAACUGAGCUCUAUAAAGUGUGUAGGCCAAAGGAGCUUUAGCGAAAUAAGUAAUUGUAGGUAAGGAUACCGUUCAUAAUGUAGGCUCCGAAAGCCUUUCUGGUCUUGGAAGAUAUUUUAUUAUUGUGGUGUAAUACGUUUUAUUGGACCAACGUCAAUCUGUUAUCCUGUUCAGCACACAUUUGAUCAAUAAACUUCAAUGGCUUUAAAAGCUCAGCAAGAAA
Polypterus senegalus (gray bichir) is the source of this 2045-nucleotide messenger RNA. RefSeq names its product transcription factor Sp8. The transcript has 2 exons. Gene Ontology annotation, biological process: regulation of transcription by RNA polymerase II. NCBI's taxonomy places the organism in Eukaryota, Metazoa, Chordata, Cladistia, Polypteriformes, Polypteridae. Gene Ontology annotation, molecular function: RNA polymerase II cis-regulatory region sequence-specific DNA binding; DNA-binding transcription factor activity, RNA polymerase II-specific. The record is from RefSeq and is a predicted model, not a curated record. Bases 303 to 1682 code for a protein of 459 amino acids.